Molecule: messenger RNA, 3168 nt
Organism: Iphiclides podalirius (scarce swallowtail)
Lineage: Eukaryota; Metazoa; Arthropoda; Insecta; Lepidoptera; Papilionidae
Source: the annotation of a GenBank genome assembly
AUGUGGAGCCCUGCCGCAGAAUUCAGCAGACAUAGACUGGUGCGACCAGUGGUGCAACAUGCCAGAACGAAAAGGGCAAUCUCCACCACGAGAGACAAGGCGGGAGCACAUCAUUCAGCGGUGACGGUGACGGUGAACAUAGACGGCGAAGAGUACGUCCUGGACUUGAGGCUGAACGAAGACCUCGUAACUGACAACCACGUCCUCAGCUAUCAGAAGAACGGGGAGACUGUACUGCAUAGACCGAGUAAGGAGGAGCUGGACUUGUGCCAGUAUUCCGGGGAGGUUCGCGGCAGGGAGAACUCUUGGGUGGCGGUUUCAACUUGCCACGGCGUUCGUGGGGUUAUUUACGAUGGCAAUGAGAUGCGAUAUAUCGAACCCGCCGAAGGCGGCGAGGUGUCCUCCCAGCAUUACGUUUACGACCACUCGCACCUCACUAGGACACACCGGUGCGGCUACGACGGCGGCGCAACGAACAACUCCCACUACGACCCUCAGCUAAUGGAGAAACAUGAGAAAAGGCGGAACGCGGAGAGCAGCAGAGCUAGUAGGUACAAGCGCGAGGCGUACGAAGACAAGCAGGUCCGAGAACCCUACAUCGCCAACAAGCUGUCCCGGUACGUGGAACUGGUGCUGGUUGCGGACAACAGGGAGUAUAAAGCCAACGGAGAGAGCCUGCAGACUGUGCACCGUCAGCUCAAGGACGUGGCGAACAUCAUCAACUCGGUAUACUCUCCACUAAACAUCUUCAUAGCUUUAGUAGGCGUUGUUGUUUGGAGUGAGAGAGACGAAAUACAAUUAGAGGAGAACGGCGAUAGGACGCUGACGAACUUUCUCGUGUACAGGCGCAUGAGGCUAUUAUCGGAAAUACCCAACGACAAUGCGCACUUAUUGACCCGCCAGAAGUUCCAAGAGGGUGUGGUGGGGAAGGCGCUGAAGGGCCCCAUCUGCACGUUCGAGUUCUCGGGCGGCGUGGCGACCAACCACUCGGAGGUGCUGGGCCUGGUGGCGACCACCAUCGCGCACGAGAUGGGCCACAACUUCGGCAUGGAGCACGACACGGAGGGCGACUGCGACUGCCCCGACGAGAAGUGCAUCAUGAGCCCCUCGAGCACCUCCGUGAUGCCGGUCCACUGGUCCUCGUGCAGCCUGAGGUCUCUGGCGCUCUCCUUCGAGCGGGGCAUGGACUACUGCCUCAGGAACAAGCCGAAGCGUCUGUUCGGGUCGCCGACGUGCGGGUCGCCGACGUGCGGUAACGGGUUCGUGGAGGCGGGCGAGCAGUGCGCUGCGCGCCGACUGCGGCGUGGGCGGCCGGAGGGCGAGGUCCGCCUGCCUCGCGUGCUGCGACCAGAGCAGCUGCAUGCUGCGCGCCAACGCGAGCUGCGCCGCGGGCUCCUGCUGCGAUCUGCGGGUCGGCCAAAGUCGGCAGGGACGGUCUGCCGUACGGCAGACAGGGAGUGCGACCUUCCAGAAUACUGCACGGGACAUUCCGAGUUCUGUCCCGAAGACGUCUACCGGAUGGACACCACUCCGUGCGGGAACAAGGAGGCAUAUUGCGUUCGCGGCGCCUGUCGCUCCCACACGGACCAGUGCAAGCUGCUUUGGGGCUCCACGGGCGAAAGCUCCGACAACAGAUGCUACACGUCCACCAACAUCAAAGGGACUAAGAACGGCAACUGCGGCUACGACCGCGUCCGCCAGAUCUUCCGUCCGUGCGCCGCCGCGGACUCGCGCUGCGGACUGCUCCAGUGCCGGCACCUCAACGAGCGGCUCGAGUUCGGAAUGGAGUCCGUGGCCCAGCUGUCGGCGCUCUUCAUCAACAACAACGGUACCAUAAUCCCGUGUCGGACGGCCAUAAUAGAUCUGGGCCUGAGCGACGUCGAUCCGGGAAUGGUCCCAGACGGCGCGAAGUGCGGCGACGACAAGAUGUGCUUGAACCAAAAGUGCGUUGACAUUGAAGCGAUAAGGACGGCAAUAGCGAAGAAAGAGACGGCUGUCUGCCCCUCUAAUUGCUCCGGACACGGCGUUUGCAACUCUGAAGGUCACUGCCAUUGCGACGUCGGCUUCGCGCCCCCACUCUGCGCCUUGCCUGGCCCCGGCGGCUCCUACGAUUCUGGACCCGCAACAGACUCGAGCAUCCAAAGGAACUUCAUGAUUGCGAUGUACGUGAUCUUCCUCGGUAUACUCCCCACGAUCCUGCUGGUGCUGUUCCUGGUCUACUACUCGCGCCACAACGUGAUGGUGUGGUGGAAGAAGCCGCGCAAAAAGUACGUACACAACCUAAUAGCGGGCGGCAGGGGCGAGCGCCCGAAGAGACGCGCCCCAGGACACUUGAGCAGACUGCGCAGCCUCAACUCCAGCACCAGCUCUGUCCUAAGACUUCUGAGCGUCAAGCGCCCCGCCCGCCUCGAACCCGAGACCGCCGCCAAACCGGACGGCGAUGACGCGGAAGGCCACAUCUACGAGAUCAUCGGCGAUCCGGUGGUGCUCUCGAAAACCCCACCAGUCCCGUGGUUCCGCAGGAUUUUCAGGAUCGAGAGGACCACGAGGAAAACGCUGUCGACCAGAAAACUGCUCAAAGCCACGAGCAGGGACGACACAAACGAUAGCGCCGAAGUAGACGCGACGGCUACCGAGACGGCCGAAGUCCGCGUCGAUAGAAAACCGGUAAUAGUGAACACCGGAUUGACUUCGACCACGAACUUGAAUAUCGGUAAAGAGCAUAUAAAGCGUAGCGAUCCCACGCCGUCCGUAUCUAAAAUAAACCCAAACGGGGUUAACGGUGUACCGCACGCCAAAGAUAGGACUACGGUGGACGACGUUAAAUCAACAAUAACUAAUAGUGACAAAGAUAAGAAUAAAAUUGUUGACGUUAAAAGAGCCGUUACCAAUAGUGCCAAAAAUAAGAAUAAAGUACAUGACGUUAAAAAACCCGUUACUAAUAACGUCAAAGAUAGGACUACAGUAGACGGCGUUAAAAGAGCCGUUAAUAAUAGCGCCAAAGCGUUGGGCGCUAAGAAAUCGGCGAUAAUCAACACCGGCCUGGCUUCUACCACCAACGAGAUGAUCACGAACAAAGCGGACGGUCAGAGGAGAAUGUACAAAAUAAAGAGCGGUGGUCUUUACGACGAGGUCUUAGGACAGAAGGUGCACGAGUUUAGGAAAUCC